Molecule: messenger RNA, 6656 nt
Organism: Oenanthe melanoleuca
Lineage: Eukaryota; Metazoa; Chordata; Aves; Passeriformes; Muscicapidae
Gene: PNPLA2
Product: patatin like phospholipase domain containing 2
Exons: 9
Coding region: 214-1659 (481 amino acids)
Biological process (GO): positive regulation of triglyceride catabolic process; lipid homeostasis; triglyceride catabolic process
Cellular component (GO): lipid droplet; cytoplasm; membrane
Molecular function (GO): triacylglycerol lipase activity
Source: RefSeq, a predicted model, not a curated record
GGGCCGGGCCGCCGCAUAUAAACUCGGCGACCGGCACGGCUCUGCCAGCGGCAAGUCUUGCCGUGUUUCCUGAGCCUCUGCUCGGCAGCAGCGCUGCCCGGCUGUCCCGCCCGUCCCGAGGCGGUGCGAGAACAGACCCGCGGCUGCAGCUCUCCGCCGCGGCCGCUGCUGCUUCCCCCCGGCGCCCUCCGCCUCCAGCGGGGCGCGGAGGCCAUGUUCCCGCUGGACUCCACCUGGAAUAUCUCCUUCGCCGGCUGCGGCUUCCUGGGGGUCUACCACAUCGGCGUGGCCAGCUGCCUGCAGGAACAUGCCCCGUUCCUGGUGGCCAACGCCAAGAAGGUGUACGGCGCCUCGGCCGGGGCGCUCACCGCCACCGCCCUCGUCAGCGGCGCCUGCCUCGGUGAGGCUGGUGCCAGCAUUAUUCGGGUGUCAAAAGAAGCUCGGAAGAGGUUCUUGGGCCCACUCCACCCCUCUUUCAACUUGGUGAAGACCAUUCGGAUGUCCCUGUCCAAGAUGGUGCCAGAUAAUGGGCACGAGGUUGCAGCAGGACGUUUGGGUAUUUCCCUGACACGGGUGUCUGAUGGAGAAAAUGUGAUACUGUCAGACUUCAAUUCCAAGGAGGAGCUGAUCCAGGCCUGUAUCUGCAGCACCUUUAUCCCUGUCUACUGUGGGUUGAUACCUCCAACCUUGCGUGGAGUGAGAUAUGUUGAUGGAGGGAUUUCUGACAAUUUGCCCCAAUAUGAGCUGAAGAACACAAUCACGGUGUCUCCUUUCUCGGGAGAGAGCGAUAUCUGCCCACGGGACAGUUCCACAAACAUGCAUGAGCUGAGAGUCACCAAUACAAGCAUCCAGUUCAACCUUCGCAACCUCUACCGCCUCUCAAAGGCCCUGUUUCCUCCAGAGCCACAGGUGCUGCGGGAUAUGUGCAAGCAGGGCUAUCGAGAUGCACUGCACUUCCUGAAGAAGAAUGGUCUCCUUCAUCGUCCAAGUCCUGCCCGUCCUCUCCUUGCUAUAGAAGCACCACCAGGAGAGAAGAAAGAGGAAGAAACAGAAGCUGAGGACCAACUAGAGGACAACACUGCCCUUGCUGUUGUUGAAGAGCACAUCUUUGAACACUUGCCUCCCAGACUGAACCAAGCUCUCCUGGAGGCUUGUGCUGAAAGAAGAAGUUUCUUAACUGGCCUCAGCAACAUGCUGCCUGUGCGUGUGGCCACGGCCAUGAUGGUCCCCUACAUGCUGCCUCUGGAGUCUGCAGUUUCCUUCACUGUCAGGUUGCUGGAAUGGCUCCCAGAUAUCCCUGAGGAUAUAAGAUGGAUGAGGGAGCAGAUGACAGAAAUCUGCAGCUAUCUUGUGAAGAAAGCCAAGAAGAAACUGGGCAGCCAUCUUUCAGCCAGGCUUUACUACCACCUCGAGCUCGGAGGGCCCCAGAAGCUGCCCAUUUCUCCCCCGCCCCCUUGUGGUGAAGCACUGCCCAUGUGGAUUAGGAGCAACCGCUCGGUUUCUGAUGUCAUGAUGAAGUGGGAGGAGUACCAGCGCCAGCUCAUGCUGGGCUUGCUCUGCAUCAACGUGGACAUGCAAGCUUCCCUCUUCCCUCGGGAAGGGUUUCAGUUAAAGCUUCCACCUCUAGACUGUGCAAAAGAGUGCCUGCCACUCUUCUGAGCCUGCUGCUGUGAAGGGAUGAGGGUGGGUGGGAGGGGGUAUGGACAUAGGGUGGGACCAGUCUCAUCCCUCAGCAGCAGGCUGCCCCCUGCUCCUGAAUGUUGCAAAGGGGAUUUCCCCACGAUGGAGACUGGUGGAAUUGACUGUAGCCAUUUGUUGCCCACUGGGCCAAGCAAGGGACCUUUGUGUUCACAGACACACACAGGCUGAUUCCUUGCUCUAGACUUGUGGUGAGGCCUGGCCAUUGCCUGUGGCCAGGCUGAUGCUGACCCAGCUGGGCUCUCCCAGAUAGUGCACUUUGAAUUGCCACUGGCUUUUUACCGCCAAAUAACCAGGAUGUAGAUGAUGCUCUCAAGUUCAUACAGCUUUUACCUCCCUUGGUUUUUCAGAGCAUGUGUCUUCAUUCCUCUCCUUAAAUCAUCUGACAACCCUUAGCUCUUUGUGCUACUGAAAGAUGAAGUAGCCUUUUGCCAAAACAAUUUUUCUCAUGGCUUUCAAAUCUCUUCUUGGCUUUCUUCUUUGCUGAAACCAUGAAAUCCUCUCUCCCUGAAUUGCAUCCACACUGGAAGCCAGAGCUGGUCCUGCAGCAGACUACACUGGAACUGCAGAAGUGUAGAAUAGUUACAUGUUUUCCCUGAUUCAUGUUGCCCUCAUCACUCCCUAUUUGAUUGGGGUCCUCAGGGAACUGCUGUGACUUGAACUCUGAAUGUUAAGUGAUAGAGCUUAUUUAAAGAAGUAAUUUUGAUGGAUUUUUUUUUUUCCAGGGAAAUGUUGAAUUUGAGGCCCUAUUCCUGACUCUGUGAAUGGAAUUGGUGUGGGGUUGCCCUGAAAAAAGCUCAGCCUGGCUAUCUCAGGAUCAGCUUAGCAGCUGAAGCAAUAUGAAGUGCUUUUAGGAAGAUGAGAAUUGUGCAGGGCAUGUUAUUCUUGAGAGGCUUGUGGUGGAGUGUCACAGCAAGUGCUGGGGAAGUGGCUGCCUCUAACAAGGGUCAGUCGGGCUUUGCUCCUUAAGGGGCUGUACAACUGAGGCAAAUUCCAAGUGGGCAAUAUAGAAUGGAUCUCCUGCCAAACUGAGGCUUCUGUCUCUCUUUUGCUCAGAAAGUUUGGUUGUUGAGGCUUUGGAGUGAGAAGGAUUUAGGUUUGUAGCUACAUCAGCAUCACAGCUUGCCUGUCUGGUGUUGCAGCUCACAGGUCCUGUUCUGCAGCCAGCAGUAGCAGGAGCAUGGGAGGUGAAGACUGUUGAUGCACAUGCAGGCACUUGGAACUGUCUCCUCUUUGUCUUGCCCUUCAAAAGACCAGAGCUAGUGGGUCUGUGGCAGAGCAGGACUCUGCCUUGAGACACUGCCUUCUCAGCGUGAUCUGGUUGUGGCUUUGUGUAAGAAGUAUGAAGUUCUUCACAGGGUGAGACAUGGCUUCCUGUGGGGAUUGCAGACUUAAGCUUAGGUCUUCACACUCUGACAAACCCAUCUCCAGGUAUCUUUUUCUGCUGCCUGUCUUGCUACAUGAGGCAUCUUCUACCUCUCCUAACACAGUGUGCAAUGGCCAAAGCAAACAUAUGCUGUCUUUGCUGGGGAGCAGGACAGGGUAUCUGAAGCUGAUUUUGUAGCCUAUACGUGGAGUAGUGAUUUUUUUUUUUUUUUUAAUAGACUCUGUUUUGCACCUUAGAUUUAGAAAAGGAAAAUAAGCCCAGAAGUUGUGCUAAUAACUGGAGAAAGUAAUAAAUCUGCAUGAGCAGUGUGGGUGACAGGGUGGGUGCUGUUUCCUACGAGCACAGUUUGCACUGGGCAUGGGUUUGGUGUUUGUGUGGAGACUGAUAAGCAUCAGGAUUUUCCUGCAGUGGCUGUGCCAAGCUGGGAGGCUAUGGAGUGGGCCUCUGCCCAGGAGAUGCCAGCACAAGAAUGAACUUGUGACUUAGAUUGUCACCCCACUGCCCUUGCUGAAUGUAACUUACCUAACACAAGGGCCUGUGUAGCUUAAAAAGCAGGCCUGCACUUAUGCAGUCAGAUUUAGUCUUAAGCUUUGCAUAAUAUAGUCAGUUAGGGAACAGGGAAGUCACUACAGGAAGAGAAAAAAUUGGAGGAUUCUGAAAUCAGAAUAGAACAUUCAAUUACAAAACAAGUCAAUCUAGUGACUGUUUAAAGCCCACAGAAAAAAAAUGCCAGAUGCUUGUGGAAGUGAACCAGCAACAAGCUACUGUCACUUAGUGGGAGCAGGAUGAAUUUGAUGAAAAUUGGAACUGAGAAAAGGUGUUCACUUUGUGGUUUGGUAUGGGAUUUCUUCCACUGUUUUGGACUUGGGGGGGAAUGGCACAUGCACAGCUACUUAGAUUGCUAAAUGCGUAUCUCUUAUUCCUAGUGCACACAGAGCAAUUGGCAAGAACAUAGAGCUGUUUAGGGGCAACAAAUUAAGGCAUUUUAUCCAGAAGCAAAACAUCUGAGAGAGGCAGAACUGCAUAAAGAAAAUCUUGUGUUUAGAAGCUGCUGCCCUUUUGAUUCUGCUUCUUUUUUUUGAGUUAAUAUAUGGGUGGAGAAAAUUACAGAAGUGUUUUUUUUAUCCCUUCUUCCUGGACUGGUAAAACCACUGAGUGAUUAUGUAAACCACUAAACUAUGAAACAAAAUACUCUUGGCAACAGAGCAUGCUAAGAAGUUGCAGCUUGGCACCCUUAUCCCUUGCCUUUUGCCUCAGAACUGACUGAUCUGGUGCUGACUGGGCUGAUGCCACUGUCUUCUACUGCUCUGAUCCAGAAGGCUUGGGGAUUCUGGUUCAUGCAUUUCAAGAGACCAACAGCUGUGCCUGGUAAAAGGCCUGAGUUUUGUUCUGUGUUUCACCUCAUCUGUAGUUUAAUUUAUUAUAUUAACUUCUCAAUGAGAAACUUUUGUACACUUCAAAAUAUAACCACAAAUCAAAGCCUGGCUUUAAAAAUAAAGGUCUAACUCUUCACAAGGAAAUUCCUUUUUUUCCUAUGCUAAUAUGCAGGGUGUGAAUGGAUAAAAUACCACUCUGUAUUAACCCUUUUUUUCCCUGUUUUUAUUCCCCAAGUGUUAGAAUGGCUACUGUGUGAUAGCUUGUUGGCUUUAUAGAUUUGAGCUCUGAUAAAGGAGCUGCAGAUCUGUUAAAAAUACCUCAAACCAGCCUCAUUUUCCUUUUAAAAAGUUUCACCCAUUUGCUUGAAAUUCUUGCUGCUCAUCCAUCACAUGUCAAAGGAUGAAGGAAUUAAAGAAGAUCACCUUUCCCACUGAUAUAGAAAAAGGGCUGUGUCAGCUUGUGAACAGCUUUUUGUUAUGCAGUGCUGCCUUGUCUAGAUGAGACCCCAGUGUUUUUGAAAUCUCUGGGUUGGAUAUGGAGGGGUUUAUUAUGAUAGUGCUCACUGGAACUGUUCAGCCCCUUGUUCUGUGUGUACCUCAUGGCGUGCAAAGUUAUAUUCUGGGCAGCCAUUGCUCACUGCCAAGUCCAAAGGAGCAAGGUCAUCUGUGGCAGUCAGUCCUUUCUUCUCCUAAAUGUUUGUGGCUGGGCAGCCCAGCAGGGCCUGUCUGCUCUCCAGUAUAUGGUGAGUGAGAGGUCAGGUUCCUGGCUAAAAAUUCAUCUUGUAGUCCAUGUCCAAUGGUCCUUACAGCAUUCAUUGGAUUCCUGCAGGAGUCCCAACCCUUGCCAUUUCCAGUCUUUCACAUAAAGGGUCUGUGCAUUCAGGAAUCCACUUUUUUUCUUCUUCCUGUGUUAUUACUUGCUGCUUUUAACAAGGCUAAUGGUGACCUUGUUGUGCAUCUAACCAGCCCCUAACCUGUACAACACUGUGGAGUUGUUCUAUGUACAACAGUCUGUGCCUAUGGCACACUCUAUAACCUACAAUUAGUGUGUAGUAUAAUUGGUUUGGUUUGCUGCCUGCCCUACUGCUAAUAUUGAUGCAAGCUGAUUUUCAAGGGAUAAGAGAAAAUACUGACCACUAUGUGUAGGACCUAGGAAUUGUCUUCUCAUGGCUUCUUGGCAGACUGUGUACCUGCAACACUCAGACCAGAGAAUAGAAGAGAAUCUGCUGUCUGCUAGCACUGGGGUAUCCCUAGUACUUCUAUAUUCCCCAGUGGUUUAAUUAAUUUAUAAAAAAUUAUCUAGUAAUUCACUACUUCCCUGUGGAAAAGAGCUCUCAUUUUCACCAAAGCAGUUGUGGGAGAAAUACCUGAAACUCUAUUUGUGUUUAUUCCUUAGGGGGGAUCCAUUUCUGCUAAACAUAUGCUAGAUGUGAUGGGUGGCAGGGCAACUGAAGUCAGGGGGCCUUGCCAACAGUUUUCUCAAGCUUUGUUUCUGUCUUCUUAAAUCAGUGGGAGAAUGGACCACCUCACCUGGCUGCCAUGUCAGCCAGCUUGUUUGUGCCAAACACAUGCUGUGCCUUUACAGUGGGCUCUGGCCUCCUGUCCCUCUGGUGUCUGCACUCCUCUGACUGCAGCAGGACUCACUCCCCUCUUGUCUCCCUCCUUCCCUUGCCUGCUGGUGGGACAUUGCUCCUUUUCCAGCCUGCAGGUUCCACUGGGGCAGCCCCUAACUGCACCCAUCCUCUCUGUGGAUCCAGACCAGCCCUCCUGCAUAGGGAGGAUGGAACUCUAGUUCCAAACAGAAGACUUGGAAAUGUAACUUUGAAAUAAAUACCUCUCAUUUCUGGGGUUUUCUCUUGUUCUUGAAAACAGCAUCUAAAGCUCAAAGAGCUUUGUGUGUCCUGGGACUCCACUGUUGCCACUGAGUUUGAGAAGACCCUUAAGCACACAACACAUGUGGAGGUCCUGUGGAAAUUACUGGUGUCAGAGCAGCAACUAGACCAGCAAUAGCAUACACAAGUUAUGUAUUUACAUGGCAAUGUCACUAAGUAGUGUUCACAGUCACUUUAAAAGUUCAGUAUUAAAAUGUUGAUGCUUUUUCCCCUCCUGUUUCUAUUUUCUAAUGUUUUGCUGAAGAAAAUGUAACUAUUUAUUUUGGCAGAAAUAUAUCUUCUAAUAAAAACUUUCUCAAUAUA